AAAAGCCUUCAGAAAAAGUGAGACUCGAGUGAAGAGCAAAUCAGAACUGAUUUCGCGAUUUAAUACACAAUUCAAUGAAUGAAUGAAUGAAUGAAUACAUGAAAAAAGUUUUUCAUAUAAAAAGUGUGUGUUUUGUAUGAAUUGAUGUCAUAAACAGUUUGUCCCAAACUUAACAACCAUUUCGUCCACAAAAUCAAAGUUAUAUUCAAUUGAUUUGAAUAUUUUGUUAACAGAAUUUGAAUUAUAUUUUGCAAUCAUUUUGUGAGAUAUAAGUGAAGAGAUUGUGUGAAAGAGUGAAUCCAUUGAUUAAGUUGUGAAAAGUUUGAAUCCCUAUAACCUGUAAGCGAUGGCACCCGAGAGGAAAGUAACGGUCAGUCGUUCCGACCAUAACCUCAUUGACCAGGAAUUCAGUUCAAUUCGCGAGAGGUUUGAAAGCGAAAUGAGGAAAAUGGAGGACGAGAUGAACCGAUUCCGCGGACAACUCAUCGACAAAGAGUCCUCAAUCUUCGGACCCAACGUCUCGUCGAGUGUCACCGAAAAGAGAUCCUCUCAUUCGACCACUUCUUCGUCGGAUGUGAGAGACUCGGGAGCGAAGGGAACGGGCGGUGAACUGACGUCUUGGUUGGAUGGACUCAAUUCACCGCUCAUUCAGGACUCGGGCGACGGGAAAGUGUUGAAACUGCGGUUCGAUGUCACCCAAUACGCGCCCGAAGAGAUCGUCGUCAAGACUGUCGACAAUCGACUUCAGGUUCACGCAAAACACGAGGAGAAGAGCGAUAACAGAAGUGUUUACAGAGAAUACAAUCGAGAGUUUCUUUUGCCCAAAGGAACAAAUCCAGAGCUGAUCCGAUCGUCGCUCUCCAAAGAUGGUGUUCUUACAGUUGAAGCGCCCGUUCCGGUGGCUAUCGAUGGCGGACAGAGACGUAUUCCCAUUGACAAGAAGUGAAGACAAUUGCACUGAACAUAAUAUGUUAUCAUUAGAUAAAACUAAUAAACAGUGCCAUUAAUUACAAAAUUAAUUAUCGAUUAUAUCUUAUAAAAUUAAAAAUUUAUAAACAGAUCUUAUUUUUAUUUCACUAAUAUUUUACUCAUAAUUACACUUUAAAUGACUUAAACAGCAUUUAACUCACCAUUAAUUGCAUAUUAUUUGUUACAUAAAUAACUUAUUUUCUAAUUAGGAAUUUAAUUAAAGUUUGAUAAUUUUACGGUAUU
Molecule: messenger RNA, 1212 nt
Organism: Medioppia subpectinata
Lineage: Eukaryota; Metazoa; Arthropoda; Arachnida; Sarcoptiformes; Oppiidae
Source: the annotation of a GenBank genome assembly